AUGUCGUUGGAUCCGUCAACAGGAUUCACCUGUGUUGCUUGCCAUCUUGUUUUCAAGACAGCUGAACUUCAACGCGAUCACUACAGAACGGAUUGGCAUCGUUAUAAUCUUGAAGAGACAAUCACAGCUGAACAGUUCCGCGACAAGGUGUUGACGUUCAGGAGCGAACAAGAGGCGUUGAAAAAAGAGGAAGAGGAUUCGACUGCACUAUAUUGCGCCACAUGUCGAAAGAAACUGAAGUCGAAAAAUGCGUUGGCAGAUCACAUGGCGAGCAAGAAGCACAAGGAAAUGGAAACGCGGGAGCCGAAAGGUCCCAGGCAACCUAGAAAAAAAAAUUCACAACAGCCCACUACUGUGCCAACUGAAGAACAGGAUGAGAAUAUGGAGAGUGAAGAGGAUGAGGACGAGGAUGACAGCAGCUCUGGUUGGGUGACAGAUCAUGGCUCGGAAGAAGAAGUUGAAGACGCUGAUUUUGAUGAGAGCAAGGCCAUUCCUAUUACUGCGUGUUUAUUCUGCCCACAAACUACCUCUUCAAAAGAAGAAGCAGCUGAACAUAUGAAGUUUCAUCACGGGUUUGCUUUACCUGACAGGAAGUACUUGGUCGACGAAGAUGGCAUGCUUAACUACUUAGGGCUCAAAGUGGGAGCUGGGCGUUGUUGCAUUUUCUGCCCAGAUAUACGAAGUCGUUUCGCUACUGUGGCUGCAUGCCAAGCACAUAUGCGCGACAAACAGCAUUGCAAAGUGAAUCGCGAACCAGAAGGCAUGUUGGAGUUUGCCGAAUACUACGAUUAUAGUCCGAUGUAUGAGAAUGAAAAGGAAGGAGCUCCAUCGGAUACUACUUAUGAUGACGGAUGGACGCUGACGCUUCCGUCAGGUGCAAAAAUUGGACACCGCUCGUUAAUGUUGUACUACCGUCAGUAUCUCCGUCCUACAGACGGUAGUAAACCUGACGUUGGCAAGGCGGCUAUUGAUAAAGCUCGUGGUCUCUAUCCAGCUUUGGCAUGGACUGGAACAACAGGUGCAAAAAUUGGACACCGCUCGUUAAUGUUGUACUACCGUCAGUAUCUCCGUCCUACAGACGGUAGUAAACCUGACGUUGGCAAGGCGGCUAUUGAUAAAGCUCGUGGUCUCUAUCCAGCUUUGGCAUGGACUGGAACAACAGGUGCUGUGGCCAAGCAGACAGCUCGUGAUCUACAGUUUGUACAACGCUAUCGUCGACGUUUCGAUUUGCGUGUGGGCGUCAAAUCAAACAAGCUGUUCAAAUCUCAGGGUCGCAUGGGUGACAACUGA
Messenger RNA from Ostertagia ostertagi, 1290 nucleotides. The record is from the annotation of a GenBank genome assembly. NCBI's taxonomy places the organism in Eukaryota, Metazoa, Nematoda, Chromadorea, Rhabditida, Trichostrongylidae.